UGAAGUUCUUUCUUGCAAAUGAAUAAAAAAAAUUCGUGAGAGCCAUACAUGCAAAGCAAAGAAUAAGGGUAGGGAGGGUCCACAUUAGACAAAACGAUGAAUCCUUAUCUGCAACGAGCCAAUGAACUUCCGCUAUCAAAUUGCACACUUCGUCCCCAAUCAAUAUCCACCUCAUAUUCUAGGCUGCACUGCCAACUGAAUGUUUUCCUUUUUUUUGGUGACAAGAGUCACAAGAUAACCACCCAAACUCGAUUUUAAUAAUUUAUUUUUAAUCAAUAACUAUAUAUAGCUUUCUUCUCAUUUCUCUCUGUUUUCUCAAAAGCUCAAAGCUGAAGCCAGUCAAAUCAUGGCUCAUUUGCUGACACCGGCUCCUACCACAGCCGCUACACCUCUCUCUGCGAGACCCUGGAAUAGCUCCUCCCUAUAUUCUUUGAAAAAUGCGUGUUUUACCACUCCAAGAGUGUGCUGCAUUGGCAACCAAUAUCAACAUCAGGUCUCUAAUGAUGAACAAGUCCCACAUAUCCGAGAGGACUACACUCUGCAUCGGAGGAGGGCAUUGAUGGGAUUAAGUGGUGCAGUAGUGUUGGGGUUGAGUUGGAGGGAGGAGCAAAGUGCAAGAGCAGCUGCUAGAAGGCCUCCACCUCCUCCACCCAAGGAGAAAAAAGAUCCCAAUAUUAGUGCUGUUCAGGCGAAAGUAUUGGCUAGCAAGAAGAGAAAAGAAGCACUGAAAGAAGAAGUCGCCAGGCUAAGAGAGAAAGGAAAGGCUGUUAACAUUAAUAAAGAGCCACCUCCUCCCGCAGUUACACCAACACCAAUUCCUGCAUCUGAAUAGUUUUCUAUUCUUUAAUGUUACCUGCAAAUCAAAUGGUUGAUAACAAUGUUGUUGUAUCACUAUAUUAAAUUUCUACUGAAUAUGAUUGUUUGGCUUA
Lathyrus oleraceus (garden pea) is the source of this 929-nucleotide messenger RNA. RefSeq lists its product as uncharacterized. Lineage: Eukaryota; Viridiplantae; Streptophyta; Magnoliopsida; Fabales; Fabaceae. Bases 347 to 832 code for a protein of 161 amino acids. The transcript has 2 exons. The record is from RefSeq and is a predicted model, not a curated record.